GUGGAGAGUACCUCCCGAGCGAGCAUCUGCAGCGUGCGCGCGCAUCACGCUUUUACACACCAGAAAAAGAGACGUGGAUGGCCAUUUACAGUAAUAAUAAUAAUCAUCAUCAACAGCAUAAUCUUCAUCAUCAUCAUCUUCUUCAUUUUUCUGAUUCUUCUUUCUUAUCGCUGCGAAAAACUAGUCUCGAGAAUCACAGGAGAAAAAACAUGGCGCGCGGCGCGGAUGAGAUGAGAGCACGGUGAGCGCGAGACGGAGAGGGAUCGAGCAGGUGUAAAUAUGGCAUUUGCACUGUAAAAAAGGCGGAGCUUCUCCAACCAAUGGCAUCAUCCAUACAAAAACCACCUGGCUGAAGGGCGGAGAUUAACAUAUACGUGUGUGUGUGUGUGUGUGAGUGUGUGUGUGAGUGUGGGUGUGUGUGUGUGAGUGUGGGUGUGGGUGUGUAUGUGUGAGACCAUGUGGUACACACACCUGCUCUGGCGACCUCUGACCUUCGCCUUAGUUUUUUGGUUGCCAUGGUGGUACAUCUCCGUGGCAACGGCUGUGACCUUCCAGCCUACAGUGAACACUGCUCAGGGUCGUCUGCGCGGGAUGCGAAUCGCCGUGGCAACAGAAGGGCUCCGUCCUGUGGACCAGUAUUUGGGCGUGCCGUUUGCAGCCCCGCCCACCGGAGUUCGGAGAUUUGCGGUCCCAGAGCCCCCUGCGGCGUGGGGAGGCCUGCGUAAUGCCACUCGUUUUGCUCCCGUGUGUCCUCAGAGCGCCCGCGGCAACGUGCAUGACAUCACAGCACCCGUGUGGGCAACCUUUAACCUUGAUACCAUGGCAACGUACCUGCAGGAGCAGAGCGAAGACUGUCUCUACCUCAACCUAUAUGUCCCCACACGGGAGAGGAGCGGGCCGAAGCGGGCGGGGGAGGAGGUGGAGGAUGACGUGUUGCGUGAUGCACGUGAUGACCCAUGGCCUGUAAUGUUGUUUAUUCAUGGCGGCUCAUACAUGGAUGGAACUGGAAACAUCAUGGAUGGCAGCGUGUUAGCAAGCUACGGAAAUGUGAUCGUCAUCACACUUAACUAUAGGAUAGGAGUGUUGGGAUUCCUGAGCACUGGUGAUCAGGCUGCUAAAGGAAAUUAUGGCUUGUUGGAUCAAAUCCAGGCUUUACGUUGGAUUAAUAAGAAUAUCGGAUAUUUCGGAGGAGAUCCGGGUCGGGUCACCGUCUUUGGAUCGGGAAUCGGAGCAGCGUGUGUCAGUUUGCUUACAUUGUCUCAUCAUUCAGAGGGACUGUUCCACAGAGCGAUUAUUCAGAGUGGCUCUGCCUUGUCCAGUUGGUCAGUGAAUUAUCAGCCAGUGAAAUACACGCGAAUGUUGGCCGAGCGAGUGGGCUGUAACGUGCUGGACACACAUGACUUGGUGCUGUGUAUGCAGAAGCGGAGUUACAGGGAGCUGGUGGAGCAGGACAUCCAGCCGGCUCGCUUCCACGUCGCCUUCGGGCCUGUGAUCGAUGGUGACCUCAUUCCUGAUGACCCAGAAGUGCUAAUGGAGCAGGGGGAGUUCCUUAACUAUGAUAUCAUGCUGGGUGUCAACCAAGGGGAGGGACUUCGCUUUGUCGAGGGUGUGGUAGAGCCAGAGGAGGGUGGUGUUUCCGGGUCAGAUUUUGACUUCGCAGUUUCUGACUUUGUGGAUGGUCUCUAUGGUUACCCAGAAGGCAAGGAUACACUGCGUGAGACGAUAAAGUUCAUGUAUACGGAUUGGGCGGAUCGCGACAAUCCAGAAACGCGACGCAAAACACUCGUUGCCAUGUUUACGGAUCACCAGUGGGUGGAGCCUGCUAUGGUCACGGCGGAUUUACAUGCACGUUAUGGUUCUCCAACGUUCUUCUACGCAUUUUAUCACCACUGCCAAAGUCCGAUGAAGCCUGCCUGGGCUGACUCCGCCCACGGAGAUGAGAUUCCUUAUGUGUUCGGAAUUCCGCUCGUUGGACCCACCGAACUUUUCCCUUGCAAUUUUUCACGCAAUGACAUCAUGCUGAGUGCCGUCGUCAUGACGUACUGGACCAACUUCGCCAAGACCGGAGACCCGAAUAAACCUGUCCCUCAGGACACAAAGUUCAUCCACACGAAAGCGAACCGUUUUGAGGAGGUGUCGUGGUCCAAGUACAGUCCUGAGGAUCAGCUCUACUUGCACAUCGGCCUCAAACCACGUGUACGAGAUCAUUACCGCGCCACUAAAGUCGCUUUCUGGAAGCACCUGGUUCCCCACCUGUACAACCUAAAUGACAUGUUCCACUACACCUCCACCACCACCACACGGGCACCACCCCCUCCUGCACAGGCCACUCCCACUGGACCACGCCCCCCCAGGCGCCCUGGCCCACUGGUCAUUGCUAAUCCUCGCGAUUAUUCCACCGAGCUCAGUGUCACCAUCGCCGUUGGAGCAUCGCUGCUUUUCCUCAACGUCCUGGCAUUUGCUGCACUCUAUUACCGCAAAGAUAAACGCAGCCGGCAAGCCACGCCCCCUCCACGACAGCCAACGCCCCCUCGUCACCAGGCUGCACCUGUGUCCUGCGAGAAAGAUGCAAGAUCAUCCCCGAGGGAUUACACACUCACACUACGUCGCUCGCCGGACGACGUCCCACUCAUGUCGCCCGACUCAGUCGCCAUGACGCCCAACAGUGUAGCCAUGACUCCGGAUUCUGUUUCCAUGACACCCAGUUCGCUGAUGGGCUUUCCCAGCAUGCACCCCUACAACACCUUUACACAUGGAUACAACAACGCUGGCCUGCCGCACACACACUCCACAACCAGAGUAUAACAACACACACUAGAACUGGUUCAAACCCGUUUCAGCAGCUAAAACACACACACACACACACACACACACACACACACACUCAUUCAUGGUUUAACCAGUUCAAUCCACCUAGGUACAAAUUCGUCCAAUAUUGAAAAAUAAAAAAAUAUUGUACAAAAUAACUUAAGUGCCAAGAUGGAGGAUAAACGCAUCACUGAACCGUGACAUCAGCGUAGAUUAGCCGUAGAGACGCUUUCUUACAUUAUGUUACUUAUUUAUCGUGUAUUUACACUCAGCGUGGUGCAGAGUAUACACACAAUAUCUUAUGGAAUGUUUUUGUCUACAUUUUAUACAUAUUUACAAUUAUUCUAAUUAUGCUAAGCUACUUAAUUAGUUCUACUUCUCUAAAAACAGUUUUUCUACCAAUGUUGUUAACAAAGCUAGCUAGCGCUCUUACUGACCUGUUCUUAGACGUUCUUUUUGGUCUUGUAAAUGCUUAUUUAUUUGUCUGUGAGAGUCAGCAGGGGGUUGGGAAAGCGCCCCCUGUAGGUUAACGUGCUGUUAAAACAUUUCUGUUCACAUGCAUUACAUGAUAUUUACAUGUAUCCUCGCUAUUUACAGAUCUCUUGCUUUCCUAAAGACAUUUUCUCAGUAAAGUUGCAGACAGAGUUAGCAAAAUAACCUUUAUUUUCUUACACUAUCACAUUCAUAACUUUUCCCAACACUCUUGGCUUCAGCUGGUCUUCACUCAGUCCUCUGUGAGUUAAUGGUAACAGCAGGAGAAUUCGAAAUCAGAAUAAACCCAAAGUGAGAGAGACAUCAAACACCCAGACCCAACACCUCACUUAUAGGUUUAAUAUCAUUCAGUUAACCUGGCAGUUCUGUAAUUCUACAUAUGAAAUAAUCCAGUGAGACACACAGCACUGGGUUUAGUGUCUGUGGCACUGGGUUCAGUGUCUGUGGCACUGGGUUUGGUGUCUGUGGCACUGGGUUUGGUGUCUCUGGUACUGGGUUUGGUGUUUGGUGGAGUGUUUGAGAUGGAGCUGUAUUACUGGAGUCAGUGCUGGUGUUUUAAUGGAGAAUGUUGGUUUUUAAUGAAGCCUGUGGAAUUGGUGAGCUCUGGGUUUAUGAUGCUGAGGGCAGUGGGUGGAGCUUUGCUCCACCAAUCAUGUCUGUGUUCUCUUCUUCCUUUUCUGCUCAGUAAAUAGGAAACAUCAGUGUAAAUUAUGAUUGGUUGAUAAACUUCAGAACACAUGCUAAUACACAUAAACACACUUUAACUUACUAACACAAUAUUUUUGAAUGUAAAUGACAAAGAAUUGUAUUCUGAAGUUCUGAUUGGUUGAGGGUAAGCUGAGGGGUGGAGUUAGCAUUCAUAGCUUUAAUUAUAAUCUCAUGCAUUAUUUAUUCAUUACUGCAUAUUUAAUGUGGUUUAGAUCAAAGUGAUUUUUGUAUUUAUUUAAAACACAAGACACACACACACACAUGCACACGUGCACACACGCACACACACACACACACACACAGGAUCUCUGGCUGUCUCUCAUUCACAUCUUGCUGCAGUGCCUCGUGUGGACAAUAGGAGGCGCUCAGACAUCAAGCGUUUCAUUGAACAGACAAUCAAACAGAACACAGAACCCCGGAGCUGCCAAAACUCUCCAUUCCACUGAGACAGUAAUAAUAAUAAUGAAUAAUAAUAAUGUGUGUUAUAGAAGUAAUAAUUCUGUGUGUACUUUAUUAGAUAAGAAGUUUCUGUUUGUUUUCUCUCUGACUAUUUUCACACAAACUCAUGUUCUUUUUCUUCACACAUCAGUUCUUUACACUAUAAAGUAAUCAACACUUUUGGGGUUUUCUUUUUAUUUAUUACAAAUUAUUAUUCAGCAGUUAUAUUAAAUUAAAAUGUUACAGUAAUGUGUGUGUGUGUGUGUGUGUGUGUGUGAGAGAGAGAGAGAGAGAGAGAGAGAGAUUCCCAUCCAGACUGAAGGUUUGCACACACACUCAAUCAUUGUCAUCACACACACAUGCUAUUUCUGAUCUCAGUGGUAUUUUAUGCUGAGUGAGUCACACUAGAACUAGCAUUAGAGUACACACGCUAAACAUGAGCUAGCAUUAGAGUACACACGCUAAAUAUGAGCUAGCAUUAGAGUACACAUGCUAAACAUGAGCUAGCGUUAGAGUACACACGCUGAACAUCAGCUAGCGUUAGAGUACACACGCUAAACUUCAGCUAGCGUUAGAGUACACACGCUAAACUUGAGCUAGUGUUAGAGUACACACGCUAAACUUGAGCUAGUGUUAGAGUACACACGCUAAACUUGAGCUAGUGUUAGAGUACACACGCUAAACUUGAGCUAGUGUUAGAGUACACACGCUAAACUUCAGCUAGCGUUAGAGUACACACGCUAAACUUGAGCUAGUGUUAGAGUACACACGCUAAACAUGAGCUAGUGUUAGAGUACACACGCUAAACUUGAGCUAGUGUUAGAGUACACACGCUAAACAUGAGCUAGUGUUUGAGUACACACGCUAAACAUGAGCUAGCAUUCUAGUAAACAUACUAACAUAUGAGCUAGCAUUCUAGUAAACAUGGUAACAUAUGAGCUAGCAUGCUAUUAAACAUGCUAACAUAUGAGCUAGCAUUUUAGUAUACAUGCUAACACUAGCACCACUGUAUAAAACAUAUUGUGUUAUUAAAACUGGCUGACCAACAUCAUUACAAUAACCCAUUAUCUAGCACUCAGCAGUCAUGCUAAUUCAACUAGCAUCAUAGGAAACAGGCGAACAUACCACCUUAAAGACAGCGUAGGGUUAUGUAGGGUUACACAGGGUUUUGUAGGUUUAUGUAGGGUUAUGAACGGUUAUGUAGGGUUAUGAACGGUUAUGUAGGGUUAUGGCGAUAACAUCAGACAUGAGCUUAUUCAUCACAGUGUUCAUUUUACUUCCUACGAGUGUGUGUGCGAGUGUGUGUGUGUGAGUGUGUGUGUGAGUGUUUGUGUGUGUGUGUGUGUGUAUAAGAGAUUUAUCUCUAGUUCCAGCAUUUUAUUUCAUUUUGUCCUUCUAAAUGUGUUUAUUUUCCAUGAUUUGAACACCUUAAUUAUUGCUCUGCUUUAAUCUGAAAUAUUUCUGCGUUGGUUUGUGUGAGAAAUCGUCCUUUAGCUGCGUGUAAGAUGUUACAGAUGUUACAGAUGUUACAGAUGUUUAACUAGUUUCCUGGUGCAGGCUUUACAUUUUACAGACAAAAUGGCUUCAAAACUUUUUGUAAAAGAAUCACGAAUGUAUGGAAUGUAUAAUUAUUAUAGGGCUUCUACAGCAGUGUGUGUGUGAGAGAGAGAGAGAGAGAGAGAGAGAGAGAGAGAGAGUGUGUGUGUGAGUAUGUGUGGGUGGGUGGGGGUGAGUGUGUAUGUGUGUAAGUGUAUAUGUGAGUGUGUGUUUGUGUGUGUGUGGGGAGGUGUGUGUGUGUGUUUGUGUGUGUGUGGGGAGGUGUGUGUGUGGGGGGGGGAGGUGUGUGUGUGUGUGUGUCUGUGUGUGAGCGCACAACCCACGGGUUUUUAUUUUCUGAUCACGCUCAUUCUGGUCCGAGUGGUAAUUAAACACUGCUCUGUGUAGUGCACACACACACACUCACACACACACACUCACACUCUCACACUCACACACUCACACACACACACUCACACACACACACUCACACACACACACACACACACUCACACACACACACUCACACACACACACUCAC
Molecule: messenger RNA, 6523 nt
Organism: Hemibagrus wyckioides
Lineage: Eukaryota; Metazoa; Chordata; Actinopteri; Siluriformes; Bagridae
Gene: nlgn3b
Product: neuroligin 3b
Exons: 8
Coding region: 445-2805 (786 amino acids)
Biological process (GO): neuron cell-cell adhesion; chemical synaptic transmission; modulation of chemical synaptic transmission
Cellular component (GO): synapse; postsynaptic specialization membrane; cell surface
Molecular function (GO): signaling receptor activity; neurexin family protein binding
Source: RefSeq, a predicted model, not a curated record